Molecule: messenger RNA, 2863 nt
Organism: Belonocnema kinseyi
Lineage: Eukaryota; Metazoa; Arthropoda; Insecta; Hymenoptera; Cynipidae
Gene: lin
Product: protein lines
Exons: 2
Coding region: 728-2515 (595 amino acids)
Source: RefSeq, a predicted model, not a curated record
UGAUGUUAAACUCCAAUAAAAUGAUGCUUACGCAUUAUCCAAAGUACUCUGUACUUGGAUAUGCCUCGUACUGUCAUUUUUACUACACCAUGUACGGUUUUUCGGAAAAUAAAUCUGAAAUUCACAUUUUUACAUGGUAGCAGUGAAAUCUGGCAACAGUGCAAACCUUUUCCCGUUGGGUGCUCAGUCACUUCCUAGUCAAAAGAUUUUCUUGGAUCACAAACAAAAAUAAUAUUUAUUUUAAUACAAAAGUGCAAUCCUAGUAUUGUUUUCGGAAAGCCACAACGGAUUUUUUCGCAGUGACAGUUUCUCGAUCUUGAAAAUUUCGGUACGUGCUUUUCCAGUGGAAAUAAUUUCCAGCGCGCGAGUGAGCGUCACAUUAGAGAUUAUUGUGGAAUCUGCGUUAAAAAUUGUUUUAUCCCUUUGAGGAUCACGGAUCGAUUGAUUAACGAAUACAGCUUCUUUGUCUUUGGAAUUUUGGAAAGAGUGUCGUUAGUGAGUUCGAUUAUCAUCGUUACGCCAACCUGGAUACGUGAUUGUAAUCGGUCAGUGCUAAUGAACCUAAAAACCAUGGAUAGGAUUUGGACACAUAAAAAGACACGCUUCACAGAAGUAGAGGUGAGCAGUUGAAAGAGCGGAAAAAGUCCAACCCGAUGCAACUCCACUACUCCAACAUCACUAUGUCCAUUCUAAGGAUAACCUGAUUGGACAAAUCAUCCCGAAGCUAAUGGUACUUCGACGCUCCAGUGGUCAUCCUCCCAACGCAACGAUGGAGGAACCCGCGAAGAAAAAGCAGCGAAUCGAGAACGAAGAUGACGAGGAUGACACCAUCACCGAGAUUGAACGGUUUCAAACCAGCCUCUUGGCCCAGUGCCUAUGCAACAUCCCCGAGAGCAGUUUGCGAAAGCCCUUCACCGCCACAACUGUAGCGUCAGCCAAUGGGGAAUACCGAACCGCUUGCCUCUCCGAAUGGGAGUCCGACAAGACCCUAGAAUUCAUAAGUGCCCUGCAGCUCCUCUUCGACGUCGCCAUCAGACAAAGUACGAAGACUGUGAUGUGCAGGCGAAUCGCAGAUGUCUGCGAGGCUCUAGCUCGAAACGAGCACGGCAUUAUUGACCAAAUAAUCGACCUUUCCUGUACACCCAACAAGUUCAUCUCCUUCUCCGCGAGCAGAGCCCUGGCAGCGUUCUUCAUCGUGACGAAAGAAAACAUCGAGGCUGCGUGGUUAGAACGACUCACUCAAUCCUUGCUGAACACGCACUCUCCGAGUCAAAUGCUCUUCACCCUCGACGUUAUCAAAAGGGUAGUCGAGCAUCGAGAUGACAGCACACACCCAAUGGAAGACGCGGAAUAUUCAGGUCCAUCCGCACACUGCAACACCCUCGAAAUCGAUCCAGACAGUCAAGACAGCACUCCCGUCAAGGCAAUGUGCGUGAAAGCUCUGAAGUCCAAGUGGACCGUCCUCGUCAACAAGUUCGACACGAUUCUCACCUACUACACUCCCCAGCACGAGUCUGCCGUCAUCAUCUUCCUCGAACUCUGGGAAUCAAUCAUCUCCGUGAAAGCCAACCUCUCCGUCAUCGACACGAAGAUGUUCUUUUCCCAACUCGACAACAUGGUUAUACACCUCAACGCCAGUGUUCCUGGAGUUAUCUGGCGACAUCUCCUCGGACUCUUCAAUGAAGUUCUCUGCUACGGAAGCACCCUCUCGCUCCAGGACAUCCUUCCGGAUGAACCCUGUUCCCUCGCGCACUUGAUAGUUCGUGCCGUUAAAGACUGGAGACUUCUCGAUGCUCUGCCUUAUCGACAGGGUUCCGGGCGAUUUGGUGGUGGUUCCGGAGACGGGGAUCGACCCCUUCUGCAGAAAAUUGUGCUCCUGGUUUUGAAGAGCGUCGCGGUCACCGUCAAGGAAACGAGAAGUGAUUCCAGCGACUCUUCCUUGGGAUCGGAGGCAGAGGAUAUUGAUGCGGACAUGGCAGUGAUUGAGCGGAGCAUUCGGGAAGUCUUGAGACAACUGGAUCAUUGUGUCAAAGCUUUGUUGCCUUUUCAUCCGGAAAUGCCCUUGUCGGAAUGGAUUAUCCAGGUUUUUCAUGACCAGGAUGAUUUUCUGGUGGAAAGCAUGGUCUGUUGUUUGGACAUGGCUGUCGGACUUUUCUAUCGGGGUCCUCCGCCUCCGCAACAUGACCUUGGACGAAUGCUCAGUCCCACUCGGACCUUCGUCCAGUUUGUCCAGGCGAUUGCGCAUGAUCCGAACGUUCUUCUAGACUUAUUGCAUGGUAGCGAGACUUGCUUCUUGCUCUAUCUUCUCAGGUUUCUUAAGUACAUUAAGAGAAAUUGGUCCGAGUUUUUGACUUGUUGUGCUGGAGAGCUGGACAAUACCAUGACAGUACUUAUUAGACUCAGACUAUCGAUAGUAAGGAUAGUUUCAAAAAAUCUCUUCUCAUAUAAUAUCAGCCCGAUACUACGUUUGCUAGAGAAAUGCGAAUCGCUUUACGAAGGAAAUGUGGAGAAUUGAUAUUUGGACAAUGCAAACUCUUCUCGGUAAUGUAUAAUCGGUUAUAUUCGGAGGACUCUUGGGACAUCUUUUGUGCAGUUUCAAACUUGGAAGGAUUCAUAAAUUAUUUAAAGAAUCAGGCCUCACAGACCGGUCCCUAUAUCUCCUAUUGUGCCCUAUAUUCAGUUCAGGUCCCUAAAGUACCCUAUUUUCAAGAUUUGGCUCCUAUUUCACUUUGAAAAAAAAAAUCAGAAAAUUUCUGUAAGAAGUAAAAGUAACGAAUAAUAUGGGAUCCCUAUACCUAUUUUUAAAUUGUCUUUAAUUCUUUGAAAUAUUUCAGGGUAUUUUUAAAGAAUCCGAGAAACUUUU